Polyodon spathula (Mississippi paddlefish) is the source of this 2947-nucleotide messenger RNA. It is a transcript of the gene tmem121aa, whose product is annotated as transmembrane protein 121Aa. The record is from RefSeq and is a predicted model, not a curated record. The transcript has 2 exons. The coding region runs from base 1238 to 2176 and encodes 312 amino acids. NCBI's taxonomy places the organism in Eukaryota, Metazoa, Chordata, Actinopteri, Acipenseriformes, Polyodontidae.
CAGAGCUGGGAAACUGGGAGCUAGUCUUAUCUCCUGCCCCAAGAAGGGAUACAACGCCAACAUGUGGGGUCUACGAUUGUAAAACGUUAUCCGGAUUUGCACAUUUACACACUGCUCUGUUAUUUAAUUUUGUGACGGAUAGCUUUUGCGGUUGUAGCACAAUGUACGCCUCGUUGCCAGCACUGGAUUGCUUUUCCAGCAAAGCAUUCAAAGACUGGAUUAAAAAGAAUGCAGGUUCCUAAUAAUAUAUACCGAUAGAGGGAACUGGAUUCUAAUACCUUGGACAGCUACCCGUUGACAGAUCUCAUUUGGAGCAGAGGAAGAGGAAGCAUUUAAGGGUUGCUGGGUGCUCUGAAAGAUGAGAUGUCUGUCUCAGAUGACAUGCCAGAGCGGGGGGCUGUUAAGAUGGAAAUCCCUACUGUAGAGCCUCAACGGUCUUCGUGAUGGAUGGCUGGUGCCUCUCCUCUCUCAGCUUCACAAGCAUGGUUAAUUUGUUUGUGCUUAUCAUUAUCCCUUGUUGACUAGUCACCUGCAUAUUCACUAAAUCAGGACAGCAAGUGUCGUUUUGUUUCAUGCUUACUAUUACAAUUAGAAUUAAACAAGAGAAACAUUGUAAUUUGCAUGCAGUGUCCAAAGUCAAGCUCAUGAAUGUAACCUGUAUAACCAUCUCAGGCCAAGGAGCUUCUUUCCAGUAGAACUAGAUCUGUGCCUUCAAAAGAACUGAAUGUGUUACAGUAUAGGAAGUGCUAAAGCAUUUGAAGGCAGCAUUUUUAAUUUGAAAAAGAGCAGGCUGUAGCUCUAAGCCAAAGGGAUCCAUGGAAUUACGCUGAGUGACGUUCUCUUAAUACGUCAGCAGGAACCAUUCUGGGAAGCUUUAAACACAUCCAUCUACACCUUUUUCCUCCACUUCAAAAAAAAAGACACACACAUACAUCAUUUAAUGUGGUACCACAACCAUAGAAAGCUAAUACAUAGUUAAAGAGAUCUUUAAAUGCUGACAUAUGAUUUUCACCCAAAAUCAAAUAAAAGCAGAUGUUUCUGUCCUAUUGGCUGAUAGGAGAUUAAUUUAUGAUUAAGAAUUUUCGAUUUUAUAUACAUAGAAAUUUGGACAAAACAAUUUUUUUGCCUAUGUAAUUUUUACUGUAUGAAUUAAAACCUGAAUAAAAUAUAAAUUUAAAAAAACACCAACACACUGACACAGGAACAAAUAAACAGAGCUUGCUAAGGGGACAUCACCAUGGUGUUGCCAUCUCCUGACAAACGUCACGUGUGUCUCACAACAAUUGUCAUCAUGACCAGUAUGGCCUUUAUGGAUGCCUACCUUGUGGAACAAAACCAAGGACCACGCAAGAUUGGGGUGUGCAUCAUUGUGUUGGUGGGGGACAUCUGUUUUUUGAUAGUGCUACGGUAUGUGGCUGUUUGGGUUGGAGCUGAAGUGAAGACAGCGAAGAGAGGCUACGCCAUGAUUUUGUGGUUUCUUUAUAUCUUUGUCCUGGAGAUCAAGCUAUAUUUUAUCUUUCAGAAUUACAAGGCAGACAAGAGGAAUCUGGAAACUGUUGCCCGCAAGGCCUUGACUCUCUUGCUUUCUAUUUGCGUGCCUGGUCUGUAUCUCAUCUUAGUAGCUCUUGACAGCAUGGAGUAUUUAAGAACUUUCAGGAAGAAGGAGGACAUGAGAGGUCGUCUCUUCUGGGUAGCUCUGGACCUCCUCGACAUCUUAGACAUUCAGGCCAACUUGUGGGAGCCUCACAAAACUGGGCUUCCCAUCUGGGCUGAGGGGCUCAUGUUUUUUUACUGCUACAUCCUCCUGCUGAUUCUGCCUUGUGUGUCUCUGAGCGAGAUCAGCAUGCAGGGGGAACACAUUUCCCCACAAAAAAUGAUGCUUUACCCAGUUCUGAGCUUAGUAACCAUAAAUAUUGUCACUAUCUUCAUUCGGGCUAUCAACAUGGUCUUGUUCCAGGACAGCAGGGUCUCGACCAUUUUCAUUGGAAAGAAUAUUGUGGCCAUUACCACCAAAGCCUGUACCUUCCUGGAGUACAAGAAGCAAGUCAAGGAGUUUCCCCAGAAUGCCAUUGCGCUGGAACUGCAGCAGAACUCCGUCCACCACAACCAGACCCUCCCCAACACAACAGGUGUGCCCCAUGAACAGUCACCUGCCAGGGAGAUUGUAGACACAUGACAAAGGCCAAGUAUGGCAGCCCUUUCCCUCCGACAGGCUUUCAUCAUUCCCUGCUGUGUCGAUAAGACCAUCUUUAAGGUGGUGUCUAAGUGAAAAAGUCAAGCUCUCCCCCAUGCCUCCCACCCUUUCUCUCCCCUUGCAUUGUCCAGCUCCAUGGAUAGCUCCCUAAGUGACUGGUUGAAUAAUGAAAGACAAGAUUACCGUCUCUCUGAGAUUUAUUGAUUUAUCUCAGGAACACUGCAAAGUUCAAACUGAAAGAAUAUAAAACAGAAAAAAUAUAUAUAAAAAAAAUCUGAUGAACUUAUUUGUAUGUAUCAGUUAAAAAAACUGAUUUGUUUUUAAACUUGAAGUAUCAUUCUGUUUUUUGUGUGGAAUGGUUUGUUCUUAUGACUAUCAUCACUUGACCAAGAUGUAUCUUUUUCCAGUCAUGAAUGCAGUAACAUGCUCACUGCUUCUGGCUGCUGGAGGUGGAGGAUGUAUCCCGGGGUACUAUUCCCAUGGACAUUAUAGUUUAUGACCAAAUGUUUAAUUUAAUGCUGGUGUUUCCCAAAGCUCAGCACAAUCUUGCUACAUAUAAAAAGGGUGGUCAGAUGUCAAAAGGCAGCUGUGUUUUUAACAGAUUCAUUGUGUAUUAUAGUCAGUCGCCAUAUCUGUGUGCAGGUUCUACUUCAAUACAGAUCCAUUUCAAAUUUACACAAGCAAUUAUAAUACUAUGUUGUGUUAUGAUUAUUAUGGUUAUAUAAUAAUUAUUUGAAUUAAUGUUUUGUUGGU